ACGGCAGGGGAAGUGGAAUCCGAUUGGAUGUCGUGUGCCGUAAACCGUGGUCGUAACAGAGCCGAAGAGAAACGUGGGACAGAAGAACAGCGUGUGUGUUUUUUUCUUCUCUUUAACGAUGGAGGCCAAACCCAGAAAACACUUUUCUCCUAAAGGGGGAAAGAAGCAGACGUUCACACCGAGAGGAACAGAUCCUAACGGGACCAAGCUCGGGAGGAAACCGGAAGGUAAGAAGCCGUUCAAACCGUUCAACAACACAAAGAGCAGAGCGGGAAAAGGACGAGACAGCGGAAAGAAAGACGAGAGAUUUGCUUUCUCUAAAGCUGGAGCAGGACAGAGGAAAAGAAAAGUGACUCCUGGAAAAGAUGCAGACCAGAGUGAAGGACCAGGGAUCAAGAGGAUGAAGUCAGGAAAGAAGGAGCUGACGGAGGAGGAGCUGAAGAAGAACCGGCAGCAGAGGAAGAAAGAGCUGAAGCAGAGUAGACAACAGGCGGAGAGGAAGGACAUGUUUGACAUCAUCACUCAGGCCAAACAACUGUGGGCAGAUCUGAGGAGGAAGAAUUGUGACAACGACAUGAAGAAGAAGCUCAUGAAGAAGCUUCAUGAUCUGAUUCGUGGGAAAAUCAAACAAAUGGCGUUUGCCCACGACUCGGUGCGAGUGCUGCAGUGUUUCGUGCAGUUCGGCAGCCACGAGCAGAGACAGGAAGUGUUUGACGAACUUAAAGAUGACGUCGUCGGUCUGUGUAAGUCUCAGUAUGGAAAACACGUGGUGAAGAAGCUGCUCAUGUACGGGAACAAAGAGGUGGUGGCCGCUGUGAUGCAGGCGCUGAAAGGUCACGUGAGGCCAAUGCUCCGUCACGCCGCCGCGUCGUCCAUCGUUGAGUAUGCGUACAACGACAAAGCCGUGCUCGCACAGAGGCUCAUGCUCACGGAGGAGUUGUACGGGAACACCUUCAUCGUCUGCAAGUCGUCUGUGUGUAACACCAUCGACAAAGUCGCGGAGGAAAACCCGGGAAAACUGAGCAACAUCAUCGACGAGAUGAAGCAGAUCCUCACGCCCAUGGCUCAGAAAGAACAGGUGAUCAAACACUCGCUGGUUCACAAAGUCUUCAUGGACUUUUUCCACUUUGCUCCAGAGAAACAGAGAACGGAAAUGAUCGAGUCCAUCAGAGAGUCCGUCGUCUACAUGGCUCACACACACGAUGGAGCUCGAGUCGCCAUGAACUGUGUGUGGCACGGCACGGCCAAGGACAGAAAAGUCAUCAUUAAAACGAUGAAGAGUUACAUGGUGAAGUUUGCCACGGGCGAGUUCAGUCACCUGGUCCUCAUGUCCAUAUUUGACAGUGUGGACGACACAAAGUUGGUCAAACAAGUGGUUUUGUCGGAGAUCCUGUCGUCUCUGGACGAGGUCAUCAACAACAAAUACGGUAAAAAGGUUCUGUUGUACCUGCUGAGCCCCAGAGACCCGGCUCACCUGCUGCCAGAGAUCAUCAAGGUUCUGGAGAAAGGAGACGGAAACCCCCACAGUAAAAAAGAAGCCGUUGUUCGGAGGAAGGAGCUGCUGGAAGCUGUGUCCCCGCCCCUGCUCGAGUAUCUCCGUGACAACGCCGUCAACAUGGCGCUGGACAAAGCCAGCAGCGUCACCGUCAGCGACAUCCUGGGCUCGGCCUGCGGUGACCUCCGACCCGCCAUGACAGCCGUGGCUCAGCUGGCCAAUCAGGAACUGAUACCAGGAGGAGCGAGUGGAGUGCUUCACAUGGCCGAACAUCCAGCCGGUCACCUGGUGCUCAAGUGGCUCAUCGAGCAGGACGCCACCCUGGCAGAGGCCGGGAAGGAAGAGCGCUUUGGCAGAAUCCUGGUGGACACGGUGGGGACGGACAACAUGAAGAGCUGGGUCAAAGUCAACAGAGGAGCCAUGGUUCUGUGCAGUCUCCUGAGCAGCUGUGACACGUCCGUUUCCUCGGAGGUGAAGGACGCGCUGACGUCCAUCGCGUCGCAGCUCGGCAGCGGUGGCGGCAACAAGGGAGCAGAAAUCCUGCUGGAGCGGCUCCACAAAUAAACUCUGGAACGUUUCUGCAGGCCAGGCCACGCCCCCCGCCAGGACAACGUCCGUUUGUGUGGGGAACGACGUGGAAAAAAUGGAUUUAUGUUUGUGAAUAAUGAAACUAUAGUGUUGGAGGACAACGAUGAGGUCAUUUCACCUGUAAUCUUCAACACUAACACAAGGUGGAGCUGUUGUUCAAGGAUAAACAUUUAAUAAAGUUUAAAAACAGAA
Molecule: messenger RNA, 2275 nt
Organism: Solea senegalensis (Senegalese sole)
Lineage: Eukaryota; Metazoa; Chordata; Actinopteri; Pleuronectiformes; Soleidae
Gene: pum3
Product: pumilio RNA-binding family member 3
Exons: 18
Coding region: 119-2059 (646 amino acids)
Biological process (GO): regulation of translation
Cellular component (GO): nucleolus
Molecular function (GO): mRNA binding
Source: RefSeq, a predicted model, not a curated record